Messenger RNA from Kockovaella imperatae, 828 nucleotides. Its product is annotated as Vps51/Vps67-domain-containing protein. NCBI's taxonomy places the organism in Eukaryota, Fungi, Basidiomycota, Tremellomycetes, Tremellales, Cuniculitremaceae. Gene Ontology annotation, cellular component: membrane; GARP complex; EARP complex. Gene Ontology annotation, biological process: retrograde transport, endosome to Golgi; endocytic recycling; lysosomal transport. The transcript is spliced from 5 exons. The record is from RefSeq and is a predicted model, not a curated record. The coding region runs from base 1 to 828 and encodes 275 amino acids.
AUGUCGUCGCCCGUCUCUGGGCAUGCGUCCAAAGGUGCUACUCCCAUCCGACAUGGGAGUCCAGUCGAUGCUGCCCGACCGAGACUUGUUUCACCCAGAAAUAGUGAUGGGAUAAAUACCCCGACCAAGAGGAGUACAGGCGGCAGCGGCAGUGGUGCAGGAGGUGCAGGGUCAUUGGAAGCUCGCAGAGCUAGAAGAGCAGAGCUGAGACAGUUCUAUGGGAUUAAAGAGGGCCAGAAAGCCGACAGCGGACAGUCGGGGGACGAAGCAGGGAAGGCUGAUUCAGGGGAUCCUUUGGACAUCGACUCCUCAUCGUUCAAUGCUAGCAAAUAUUAUGAGAACUUGAUCACUACUGCGUCUCUGGCGGAUCUGAUCAAGACUGCAAAUACUCUUUCUGCUGAUGUGGGCAACUUGCAAGGCUCAAGACAUGCCCUGGUAUAUAAUCACCAUCAUCAGCUGUUCGCGGCUGGUGACACCAUCGCCCAAUUGAAUUCCCGAACACCACAGCUUCUCAGCAUCAUGACCUCUCUACAAGAUUCCUUCUCCGAGAUCUCGCGUUUGGCCGACUCGGUAGCUCUCCCUGUGGAUUCGACAGAGCAUUCAUCCGAGGAAUCAUGGGCCAAGAAUGUCGAGAGAUUGAGAUUGAUGCGGGUCGCCGAAGAGCCAGCUGAGAGAAUCAACACCUAUUUUGACUCCUUUCGUUCACGCUUAGAGACCGAAGCGGAGAACAGUGACAACGCCAAGCAAGCUCUCCAGUCUUGUAUGGUGUUGGUCAAUGCCUUAGAGGACGACCGCGACGAAGCCGUUGUCGCGGGGAAGCAAGAAUAA